CGCGCAGGCAGAACCGGUUUAACAGUGUGUGUGUGUGUGUGUGUUUGGUUAGACCAUGGCGCUCGGGCUCCGAGUUCUGUGUCUUUUCUGUGUGUUUAGCUUCGUCUCACUGCAGUUUGUCCCUCCGUACACAGAGGACUGUCGGACGGAGAUGUACCCACCCCGCGGCCCUACGUUUCAAAGCGCGGUCACUUGGUACACCGUCAACCUCGACUCACCUCCAAGCAAAAGAUGGACGGAGAUCAUCACGGAUAAGAAGGACGAGCUGGUCAGCAUGGUGCAGGCCAUCAAAGAUCUGGCAGACGCCUUCGUCCCGAGCGGCCGUCUCGAGGAGCUCAUAGACAAGGCUCUGCCCAUGAUGAUCGACACGCUCCCGUAUCCUUUUAACGAGGAGAUGAAGGGAAUCGCGACAGCAUCCGGAGUCCCUUUGGGCGAGGUCAUUCUUUUCAACAUUUUCUACGAGAUUUUCACCGUGUGCACCUCGCUAGUCGCGGAAGAUCCUCGCGGAAACCUCAUUCAUGCUCGGAAUCUGGACUUUGGACUUUUUCUGGGCUGGGACAUGAAGAACCAUUCGUGGGUGAUCACGGAGAAGCUGAAGCCUCUGGUGGUGAACGUGGAUUUCAGGAGGAACAACAAGACCGUGUUCAAAUCCACAAACUUCGCCGGCUACGUGGGCAUGCUGACCGGCAUCCGGCCUUACUUGUUCACCCUGACCAUGAACGAGAGAUUCAGCUUGGAUGGAGGCUACAUCGGAGUCCUGGAGUGGAUCCUGGGGAAGAGAGACGGCAGGUGGAUGAGCUUCCUGACUCGCUCCGUCUUGGAGAACGCCACCAGCUACGAGGAAGCCAAGAAGCUGCUGUCUGACACCAAGCUCCUGGCUCCUGCUUACUUUAUUCUGGGAGGAAACCAGAGCGGCGAGGCAUGCAUCAUCACCCGCUCCCGAACACACAGCCUCAACCCUCUGGAGCUGGAUGUUAAACAGGGACGUUGGUACGUGUUGGAGACAAAUUACGACCACUGGAAGAAGCCGCUGUUCCUCGACGAUCGCAGAACUCCAGCAAUGAAGUGCAUGAAUCAGACCACACAGACUAACAUCUCCAUAAAGACGGUCUACGACGUCCUGUCCACUAAGCCAGUCUUAAACAAAUUAACUACGUACACUACACUCAUGGAGGUGUCUAAGGGGAACCUGGAGUCGUAUAUCCGAGCGUGUCCGAACCCCUGCAUGCCGUGGUAACAGCUCUCACACGUCUCUCACGCCUCAGCAUUUCUCCAGAACAUUCCUUUACACCGGACCCAUAGUGAUCAUUUUACUGUAAAAGUAAUAAUAUAAUAUAAUAUAAGUGAGGAGUCCCACUAAGCACCACUCUGGGAAUAACACUUCCUUCCAUUUUAGUAGAAAUGUUGGUUAUUUUUGUUGAUUCAUUUUGUUUUUGCUUGUUUUUUUUUUUAAUACUUGGCAUUACAGAAACCUCAUGAUCAAAUGUUAAUUAGUACUAGAAGGUAUUACUUUGGCCUAAAUUCCAGUUUGUAAAUUGGGCAUAUAAUACGCUUCUAGUUUAAUUAGCUAUAGAAACACGUUGAAGUUGAUUUAUCAGAAGAGACAGACGUUGGCUCGGCUGUAACAGGUAUUGUGAUGCAUUUAACUCAUGCUAAUGAAACUUGUGCUGAUACUACAGCUGAAUAAACACACACGCGCACACACACACACAUGAAAUAAAAGACCAUCUACUUUAACUGACCUACAUUCAGAUGUAAACAACAUUAAAAGUGUUUCCUGUGACCCCCAUCUGGUACACCUUGUAAUUCUGACUUGUGUGUACGGGGAGUCGCUGUACCAGACUUAAACACACAGUUACAGUGAGGAUUCUGGGUAAAACGUGUUAACAUGGUGAUUUUUGAGGAGACAGUCUACAACAGAUGGAGAUAUAUUACUCACCUCACAGUAUGACAUGAAAGUUAAUGAUGACGAUUAUAUCAUAUAUACAGGUUGCUGAUGUUUAUAUAAAACAGUAUAUUUAUAUAUAAUCAAAAUUUAAACACAGAAUGAAAACUUGAAUAUUGACUUGAACAUGUUUUGUUUUUCUGAAACAAUUUUGUCUUUGCACUGUUCCUUUUUUUUCUAGUAAUUUCAUUAAAUUUAAAUAUUUUGUUUUUAAAUGAUGACUAAGAAAUUGUGGAAGUGAAUAAAAUCUUAUUGUUGAAAAUAAAAUUUAAAAAUGACUAAAAACAAAUUAGGAGUAAAGCUGUGAAUUACUGCA
Messenger RNA from Clarias gariepinus (North African catfish), 2261 nucleotides. RefSeq names its product N-acylsphingosine amidohydrolase (acid ceramidase) 1b (gene asah1b). The transcript is spliced from 14 exons. The record is from RefSeq and is a predicted model, not a curated record. Gene Ontology annotation, cellular component: lysosome. Gene Ontology annotation, biological process: fatty acid metabolic process. NCBI's taxonomy places the organism in Eukaryota, Metazoa, Chordata, Actinopteri, Siluriformes, Clariidae. Bases 56 to 1237 code for a protein of 393 amino acids. Gene Ontology annotation, molecular function: fatty acid amide hydrolase activity; N-acylsphingosine amidohydrolase activity.